This is a messenger RNA of Salvelinus namaycush (lake trout), 1792 nucleotides long. Its product is annotated as protein phosphatase 1H-like. Lineage: Eukaryota; Metazoa; Chordata; Actinopteri; Salmoniformes; Salmonidae. Gene Ontology annotation, biological process: protein dephosphorylation. Gene Ontology annotation, molecular function: protein serine/threonine phosphatase activity. The transcript is spliced from 10 exons. The record is from RefSeq and is a predicted model, not a curated record.
UGUGCAACCAAAUCCAGAAAACAACCGGUUUGUCACAUGACUGUGCUCAUCAUGAGUUUGUUUCCGCGUCUGAAUGAAAGAGAGAGAGAGGGGCAUAUCUGAACUGUUGCGGUCCGCAAAACGCGCCGCCGAGCCAAGGUGAUAUUCCGGGCAAGGGGACCCGCACAUUACCAUCGCCCUGACACGCUGCGGCAAGAACAUGCUCACACGGAUGAAAUCAGCUGUGGCCAAUUUUAUGGGAGGUAUGAUGGCUGGCAGUUCAAACGUUGACCAUUUCGGUGGCCCCGAUUUACCGCUGAAAUAUCCGUACACAAGACCGGAGUUUCUGGGACUGUCACCGGAUGAAAUCGAGUGCUCGGCGGAUCAUAUUUCUCGGCCGAUCCUCAUUCUGAAAGAGACGAAGAGGCUGCCAUGGGCCACUGGUUAUGCAGAGGUGAUCAAUGCUGGGAAGAGCCUUCUGAACGAGGACCAGGCAUGCUGUGAGGUGGUGCUGGUGAGGAGGAGACUCAGUGCUGGGGGAAACUCCACCCCCAUCAUGACCCCCACCACACGGAGGAGGUCCUCCCUGCCCAAUGGAGAGGGACUGGGGAUCAGGGAGGACUCUGAUGCAGUGCCCGGACUGAUCUUCCACUACUGGGGGCUGUUUGACGGCCAUGCGGGCUCAGGGGCGGCGGUGGUGGCGUCUAAGCUGCUCCAGCACCACAUCGUAGAACACCUCCGAGAGGUCCUGGAUGUCCUGAGGAACCCGGCCCAGCUGGUCCCCAUCAUCCUCGGGGAAGAGCCCACCAACCUCACCCCCACCACCCACAGGGGCAUCACCAGGACCGCCUCACUACGGGGGGCCGCAGGGGCACCCGGCUCCCCCAGUCACCCCCCUCCCACCAGGUUCUUCACAGAGAAGAAGGUCCAUCAUGAGAGCCUGGUGAUGGGAGCCAUCGAGAAUGCCUUCAAAGAGAUGGAUGCCCAGAUUGAGAGAGACAAGGCUGUGUUUAACGUCUCAGGAGGCUGUACUGCUCUGUGUGCGCUCUUUUUACUCGGAAAGCUCUACGUUGGAAAUGCCGGGGACAGCAGAGCAAUCAUUAUCCGAGGUGGAGAGGUUAUCCCCAUGUCUACAGAGUUCACACCCGAGUCAGAGCGGCAGCGCUUGCAGUUCCUGGCCUACAUGCAGCCACACCUGUUAGGGGGAGAGUUUACACAUCUGGAGUUCCCCAGACGAGUACAGAGGAAGGAGGUGGGGAAGAGGAUGCUCUAUAGGGACUUCACUAUGUCUGGCUGGGCAUAUAAAACCAUUGAGGACGACGACCUGAAGUUUCCCCUAAUCUAUGGCGAAGGGAAGAAGGCACGUGUGUUGGCUACCAUCGGGGUCACCAGGGGCCUGGGAGACCACGAGCUCAAAGUGCAUGACUCCAACAUCUACAUCAAGCCCUUUUUGUCCUGCUGCCCAGAGGUCAAAGUUUACCCUCUGACUCAAUACGAACACGGGGCGGAUGACGUCCUGGUGAUGGGGACAGACGGGCUGUGGGACGUUCUCUCCAACCAGGAGGUUACCGAGGCAGUCACCUGCUUCCUGGCCAACUGUGACCCUGAUGACCAGCAUAGGUACACGAUGGCAGCUCAGGACCUGGUCAUGAGGGCGCGGGGGGUUCUGAAGGACCGAGGCUGGAGGAUAGCCAACGACCGGCUGGGCUCUGGAGAUGACAUCUCUGUCUACAUCAUCUGUCUGAUGUACGGCAACCGGCAGACCUAGCCCAGGCCCAGCUCGCCAGCACCCACCAUGGGACUCAAGACAUAG